CCAUCAAUCCAACCAGUGCAACAAAUCGACUGGAAAAGCUUGCUUUUUUAAAUAAUAAAUGAGUGUUUGAUUUGAAUUUGAAGGAUCGAAAAACGCGCAUCGUUUCCAUAAUGUGUAUAAAUUUUCGCAAAUUUGUUUUCUUGAUCACAAUUUCGAUUUAUUUAGAAAAUACAUUUGUUCACAGUGCCAUCGAUAAAGAUUUUUCAAAAGAAAUUUAUUACAAGAAAGGAGAAGACUUAUUGGUUUCUGAUUCGAAAUGGACCUUCAGUGAACGCAGAGGACGCUUAUCGAGCGGCAGCCCAGUCGCUACAUUUCUUAAGAACUCACUUAGCAUUACAAGUGCUAUAUUUACAAUCUGGAUCUUUGCUGAGACAAGGGAAACACAAGCUGAUAAGAAGCAAGUCACUAGUGAACAACAGUUUCAAGACUUAAAUGAUCACAUGGAAUAUCUAAAUAUUCAAAUGGAAGGUGUUCAGCAUUCCCUAAUGCAUCUGACGUGUCUCUUAUUCGAUGCCGUCCAAGCACAGACGAAAAAUAAGCCCUUCAGUCGAGAAUGUCUGCAAUUUAUUCAGAAACACAAACAGGCUGAAACAUAUUCUCCCAUAAACCGUCCCACUUUAUAACCAAAAACCACAUCGAGAAUAAAAAUUCUUUAUCAACCAGCCUAUGAUGGGCGGGUUCCAAGAAUUAAUUCAAAAAACUUGUUUUGUAUUCGGACGCCAUUCAUCACGCAUUAGAUUGACCUCAAAUCAGGUUUCUUCUGUGCUCUGAUUUAUUAAAAAGUGUAAUUUAUUGAAAUGUACGUUGUAUCUUAAUAACGCUAUCGAGUAAUAAACA
Molecule: messenger RNA, 837 nt
Organism: Daphnia pulicaria
Lineage: Eukaryota; Metazoa; Arthropoda; Branchiopoda; Diplostraca; Daphniidae
Exons: 2
Coding region: 111-623 (170 amino acids)
Source: RefSeq, a predicted model, not a curated record